Messenger RNA from Mercenaria mercenaria, 914 nucleotides. RefSeq names its product serine-aspartate repeat-containing protein C-like. The annotation marks the transcript as partial. The record is from RefSeq and is a predicted model, not a curated record. The transcript has a single exon. Lineage: Eukaryota; Metazoa; Mollusca; Bivalvia; Venerida; Veneridae.
AUGGCGUCUUGGAGAAGACAUGAUGAGAACAGCUUGGAUAAUUUUCAUGUUUGUGAUGAAUGUAGAAGAAGCUACAAGUUUAAAAAGAACUUAAUCAGACACAUCAGAGUAGAUCACACACAUGUACAAUAUUUUCCGUGCGUGUAUGAACACUGUAAAAGAGAAUUCAAGAGGAUUGACUAUUUGAAAAGAAACUUGCUAAAAAUAAACAUGUUGGAUGCACGAAUGGCGGAAGUAAUGAUGAAAGGUGAUUCCAGCAGGGAUACGGAGGAUAUAGAAGUGGAACCGAGUGUCAAACGACAGAAAUACGAACCCGUAUUGGAAGAUAUCAGUAGUGAUGAAAGUGAUCUAGACCUUCUAGAUGGUCAAGACGUACAAAACAUACUGGAUGAUUUAGAAGGACCAGAUAUUGAGUUGCUAGAGAAAGAUAGCUAUCAGAAAUCAGAAAGUGAUGUAGAAUCAGUUAUGGAUAGUGAUCAGAAGUUAGACAGGAAUGUAGAUUCAGUGAAAGAUGAUGCUGAUUCAAUGAGGGAUAAUGAUCAUAAUUCAGUGAGUGAAGCUGAUUCAGAAGAGGAUAGCGAUCAGCACAAAGAGAGCGGUUCAGUUACGGAUAGCGAUAAGAGUUCAGAGAGUGAAGCUGAUUCGAAGAAUAGUGAUCAAAACUCAAAUAGUGAUUCUGAGAGUGAAACUGAUUCAGAGAAGUAUACCCAUCAGAAUUCAGAGAGCGACUCAGUGAGGAAUAGCGAUCAAAAUUCAGAUAGUGAUGUAGACUCAGAGAGAGAAAAUGUUCAUAAAUCAGGGAGUGAGGUUGAUGCAGAGAAGAUUACUGAUCAUAAUUCGGCGGAUAUUGUCGCUUCAGGAAAUGAUUCUGAUCAUGAUCAGAAUGCUGUUAGUGCUGAUGAUUUUGAUGACUU